Messenger RNA from Acaulospora morrowiae, 1896 nucleotides. The record is from the annotation of a GenBank genome assembly. NCBI's taxonomy places the organism in Eukaryota, Fungi, Glomeromycota, Glomeromycetes, Diversisporales, Acaulosporaceae.
AUGUCACAAUUUACUGUCUCGAUCAAAGAUGAAUUUGUUGGGUCGGAAACGAUGUCCACCUCCUAUCAGGGAGGGGUUAGUCUUUCCUGGAAAGAUGUUUGCUACUCGAUAAUCGAUCCAAAAACCAAUAGCAAGCGAAAUAUCAUUGAGAAUGUUAGCGGCUAUGUGAAACCCGGUGAAAUUAUGGCCAUCAUGGGACCCUCGGGAGCUGGAAAAUCGAGUUUCUUGGAUUUAUUGGCCGGGCGUAAAGAUCCAAAGGCGGUAUCUGGAGAAAUCCUUCUUAAUGGUCAACCUGGUGUAAUCAAAUACGUAUCUACCUACGUUAUGCAGGAUGACGCUUUGAUGGGUGUGCUGACUAUACGUGAAAAUAUACAAUUCGUAGGUUUAUCUUCAUUCUUUGCUGAUUUUACAGAGUCUGAAAGGCAGGCCCGCGUCCAAGCCAUCAUAGAAGAGUUUGGUCUUGAACGUGUGGCCGACUCAAAGAUUGGUACCGUCUUUGUCCGUGGGGUGUCAGGCGGUGAGAAGCGUAGAUGCGCCAUCGCCUCGCAAAUAAUUACCUUACCCAACAUAAUUUUCCUCGAUGAACCCACCACCGGUCUAGACUCUGCUGCUGCGUAUAAUGUGAUGAAAUCCAUAAAGGCCAUGGCACAGGGUCACGGGCUCACCGUCAUCGCAAGUAUACAUCAACCAUCCACUGAAACCUAUUCGUUAUUCGAUAAAUUACUACUUCUUGGCCGCGGAAAAACUCUUUAUUUCGGUGAACGCGAAGAUGCCAUCGCAUAUUUUGAUGGUCUUGGUUUUGCGUGUCCACCAUAUGCAAACCCCGCUGAUCAUUUCUUAUCGUUGGUUAACUCGGAUUUCAUGAGGGAUCAGUCAGGAGCCGAAAAACUCAUUGACAGUUUCAACGAGGCAUUCCAUGAAUCCGAGUUCAAAUUAGAUGUUGACAAUCAAAUCGAAAAACUUACCGAAAAAUCGGAAAUUGAAGAUUCGGCGAUGGUCAUCAGCUCGGAAACCACAAAACGUUACGCUCGCGGUUUCUUUGCCCAAACCUAUAUAAUAAUGAUGCGUUCAUUGAAGAAUGCAUCUAGGAACGUCCUAAUGUUUUGGAUACGCGUGGCAAUGUAUGUCGCGUUGGCCAUCUUGAUGGGUUCCACGUGGUGGCAAGUUGGUUUCGAACAGAAGAAUGUUCAGGAUCGAUUUUCGGCUCAUUUCUUUUCCGUCGCGUUUCUUGUGUUCAUGAGUGUCGCCGGAAUUCCCGGAUUUCUUGAGGAACGUUUAGUAUUCCAGCGUGAACGAGCGAAUAGAUUUUACUCUGUUGGUCCAUACGUAUUGGCAAACACCUUGAUAGCGAUACCAUUUAUAAUGAUAAUAGCUUUAUCAUUCUCAAUUGUGGCCUAUCCAAUGAUUGGUCUACAUUCUGGAAUGGAGCAUGCUACAAAAUUUGUGUUAUUCCUGUUCUUGGCGUUAUAUGUGGCUGAAUCAAUGGUAGUAUUCAUCUCCGUGUGCAUACCAAUAUUCGUCGCAGCAUUAGCGCUCGCGGCAUUUGCCAAUGGUUUCUUCAUGGUGGUCGAAGGAUAUUUCGUUAGACGUGAUUCAAUACCUAAAGGAUGGAAAUGGGCACAUUACAUUGACUACCAGAAAUAUGCAUUCGAGGGAAUAAUCCAUAACGACUUCACGGAUUUGUUGUUUGAUUGCGAAAAGUCGAAUGGAACAUGCAGAUGCGACUACCCAAGUACGCUCGAAUCGAAUUGUCAAUUCACGGGAACGGAUGUUCUAGCAUCUUUUGGAUACACAGAAAUCGUGCCUUGGAAGUGGGCGCUCGCUCUAGUGGGACUGAGUCUCUUCUUUAGAUUCGCAUUUUAUGUGGUCCUACGUAUUAGAAAGGGUCAUAGUUAA